AAGCCACAUGUCAGAGGCAGCUGUAUAAAACAGCCCAGAAACCUAGAGUGACAUUUUUUGCCAAAAGCCCAGGCAGCAUGGACCUCACUCUUCUGUGGGUGCUUCUGCCCCUGGUCACCGUGGCCUGGGGCCAGUAUGGUGACUACGGUUACCCAUACCAGCAGUACCAUGACUACAGCGAUGACGGGUGGGUGAAUCUGAACCGGCAGGGCUUCAGCUACCAGUGUCCCCAUGGGCAGGUGGUGGUGGCUGUGAGGAGCAUCUUCAGCAAGAAGGAAGGUUCUGACAGACAAUGGAACUACGCCUGCAUGCCCACGCCCCAGAACCUCGGGGAACCCACGGAGUGCUGGUGGGAGGAGAUCAACCGGGCUGGCAUGGAAUGGUACCAGACGUGCUCCAACAAUGGACUGGUGGCAGGGUUCCAGAGCCGCUACUUCGAGUCAGUGCUGGAUCGGGAGUGGCAAUUUUACUGCUGUCGCUACAGCAAGAGGUGCCCAUAUGCCUGCUGGCUGACAACAGAAUAUCCAGGCCACUAUGGUGAGGAAAUGGACAUGGUUUCCUACAAUUAUGAUUACUAUAUGCGAGGAGCAACAACCACUUUCUCUGCAGUGGAAAGGGAUCGCCAGUGGAAGUUCAUAAUGUGCCGCAUGACUGAUUACGACUGUGAAUUUGCAAAUGUCUAGAUUCGCCACACACCAAAUCCGGGUGGAGGGAGGGAGAGGAGCCAGGAGGCCCGCGGGUGCCCGCACGCGUCAGCACCAGUUGGAACUCCUGUGGCUGUUUCUGCUGCUCUCUCUGCCUCUCCCCGAGCCAGCAGCUGCAACGCCAGCUUCCUGGGCCCCUCUGACUCCUGUCACACUUACAAUAAAAUCCACAAGUAAACAAUGUUUCUCACUUGCACCACGUUCCAUAGCAACUGUUUUAUAUGACUUAACGAUGGCUUCCUCGCACGCCACACGCACAGCGCGCAUGCUCACAGCCCGGCUCUGGAGCGCCGCCGCGGCCUGGCUGCUGCUUUCGCUGCAAAAUGAGCCGCAAGCUCAGCAUAGAGGAGGGCAGGGCUGGAGGGGAGGGCCAUGGAGGUUCCCUACAGCUAAGUCUGGAAGACACACAGGGUUCUCACGAGGGCAGGCCUCCUGCCCUGAGGGGACACGCUUCCACUCUCCCGCUCCACGGGAGCCGAGCGUCCUUAGAAGCCCAAGUGCAGAGCUCUCCACUCUGGAAGUGAGAGGACUGAGAGGUGAAAAGUGGGGAGCGGUGGUGGAAGGAUUUCCUGAAGUAGAAGACGAAUGUCAGCGUACCCAGUAAUGACAAUGAGUGCAGGGGCCAGGAGAGUCUGUGACAGUCAGUCUCAAGCAAGACAAAACCAAGGAAGGAGAGAAAGGUCAGAAGAUGGGACUCGGAUAGGGAACUCGGGGCUAUGAGAGUGGCCAGGUUGCUUUGGGAAAUGGGCAAAGUGGUUUGAGUCACUGGCACCUAGAGGCAGGCUCAGGAUUCCUCAGGCUAGCAUGAGCCCUGGGGCCAGGGGGAGACACUGGCAAAUUCCUCUGUAUUGGUCGUGACUUUCUGGGUGGCAAAGGCUGCCCUGGGGGACCACUUCCCUUCUACGUGCAACUCAGAGGUGUCUUCUGCAGAAGUGUCACUAUUUUUCCUCCUCUGGUGAUGUCUCUGUCCCCAGCCCUUUGUACUCUUCAUCAUAAAAGGAAUAAAACUAUUAACAUUCACUACGCU
Messenger RNA from Lemur catta (Ring-tailed lemur), 1731 nucleotides. RefSeq names its product dermatopontin (gene DPT). The transcript has 4 exons. Gene Ontology annotation, biological process: collagen fibril organization. Gene Ontology annotation, molecular function: extracellular matrix structural constituent. Gene Ontology annotation, cellular component: extracellular matrix. Lineage: Eukaryota; Metazoa; Chordata; Mammalia; Primates; Lemuridae. The record is from RefSeq and is a predicted model, not a curated record. The coding region runs from base 78 to 683 and encodes 201 amino acids.